Molecule: messenger RNA, 2355 nt
Organism: Rangifer tarandus platyrhynchus (Svalbard reindeer)
Lineage: Eukaryota; Metazoa; Chordata; Mammalia; Artiodactyla; Cervidae
Source: the annotation of a GenBank genome assembly
AUGCCACGUGCUUUAUGGACAGCGUGGGUCUGGGCUGUCAUCAGCCUGUCCACAGAAGGAGCCUCUGAUAAGGCUUCUUCUCUGUCUUGUGACCCAGCUGGUGUCUGCGAUGGCCAUUCCAGAUCUUUAAACUCCAUCCCCUCUGGUCUCACGGCAGGUGUGAAAAGCCUUGACCUGUCCAACAAUGAGAUCACCUAUGUCGGCAACAGAGACCUGCAGAGGUGUGUGAACCUGAAGAUUCUGAGGCUGGGGGCCAAUGAAAUUCAUACGGUGGAGAAAGAUUCUUUUUUUCACCUGAGGAGUCUUGAAUAUUUGGACUUAUCCUAUAAUCGCUUAUCUAACUUAUCAUCCUCCUGGUUCAGGUCCCUUUAUAUCUUGAAAUUCUUAAACUUACUGGGAAAUUUAUACAAAACACUUGGAGAAACAUCUCUUUUUUCUCAUCUCCCAAAUCUGCGGACCCUGAAAGUAGGAAAUAGUAACAGCUUCACUGAGAUUCAUGAACAGGAUUUCACUGGACUGACUUUUCUUGAGGAGCUUGAGAUCAAUGCUCAAAAUCUGCAGAUAUAUGCGCCAAAGAGUUUAAAGUCAAUCCAGAACAUUAGCCAUCUGAUUCUUCAUCUGAAGCAGCCUGUUUUACUCCUGGACAUUCUUGUAGAUAUUGUAAGUUCCUUAGAUUAUUUAGAACUGAGAAAUACUAAUUUACACACUUUCCAUUUUUCAGAAGCAUCCAUCAGUCAAAUGAAUACAUCAGUUAAAAAGCUUAUAUUUAGAAAUGUGCAAUUCACCGACGAAAGUUUUGUUGAAGUUGUCAAACUGUUUAACUAUGUUUCUGGGAUCUUAGAAGUAGAGUUUGAUGACUGUACCCAUGAUGGAAUUGGCGAUUUUAGAACACUGGCUUUGGACAGAAUUAGAUACCUAGGGAACGUGGAAACACUGACAAUACGGAAGUUGCACAUUCCACAGUUUUUCUUAUUUCACGAUCUGAGUAGCAUAUAUUCACUCACAGGCACAGUUAGAAGAAUCACGAUAGAGAACAGCAAGGUGUUUCUGGUUCCCUGUUUACUUUCACAGCAUUUAAAGUCAUUGGAAUAUCUGGAUCUCAGUGAAAACUUAAUGUCUGAAGAAACCUUGAAAAACUCAGCCUGUGAGAAUGCCUGGCCCUUCCUUCAAACCUUGGUUUUAAGGCAGAAUCGUUUGAAAUCACUAGAAAAAACUGGAGAACUUUUGCUUACUCUGAAAAAUUUGACUAACCUUGAUAUCAGUAAGAAUAAUUUUCUUUCAAUGCCUGAAACUUGUCAGUGGCCAGGAAGAAUGAAACAGUUGAACUUAUCCAGCACGAGGAUGCACAGUUUAACCCAGUGCCUUCCCCAGACCCUGGAAAUUUUAGAUGUUAGCAAUAACAAUCUUGAUUCAUUUUCUUUGAUUUUGCCGCAACUCAAAGAACUUUAUAUUUCCAGAAAUAAGCUGAAGACUCUACCAGAUGCCUCCUUCUUACCUGUGUUAUCAAUUAUGAGAAUUAGCAGAAAUGUAAUAAAUAGUUUCUCUAAGGAACAACUUGAUUCUUUUCAACAACUGAAGACUUUGGAGGCCGGUGGCAACAGCUUCAUUUGCUCCUGUGACUUCCUGGCCUUCACGCAGGGGCAGCAGGCACUGGCCCGUGUCCUGGCCGACUGGCCGGAUGACUACCGCUGCGACUCUCCCUCCCACGUGCGGGGCCAGCGGGUGCAGGACGCCCGGCUCUCCCUUUCUGAGUGCCACAGGGCGGCCGUGGUGUCCGCUGUGUGCUGUGCCCUCUUCCUGUUGCUGCUGCUCGCAGGGGUUCUGUGCCACCGUCUCCACGGACUGUGGUACAUGAAGAUGAUGUGGGCCUGGCUGCAGGCCAAGAGGAAGCCCCGGAAGUCUCCCCGCAGGGACAUCUGCUACGACGCCUUUGUGUCCUACAGUGAGCGGGAUUCGUACUGGGUGGAGAACCUCAUGGUCCGGGAGCUGGAGCACUUCAACCCUCCCUUUAAGCUGUGUCUUCAUAAGCGAGACUUCGUUCCUGGCAAGUGGAUUGUGGACAACAUCAUUGACUCCAUCGAAAAGAGCCACAAAACCAUCUUUGUGCUUUCGGAGAACUUUGUGAAGAGCGAGUGGUGCAAGUAUGAGCUGGACUUCUCCCAUUUCCGUCUCUUUGAUGAGAACAAUGAUGCUGCCAUUCUGAUUCUGCUGGAGCCGAUUGACAAGAAGGCCAUCCCCCAGCGCUUCUGUAAGCUGCGGAAGAUCAUGAACACCAAGACCUACCUGGAGUGGCCCACGGAUGAGACUCAGCAGGAAGGGUUUUGGUUAAAUUUGAGAGCUGCAAUAAGGUCCUAG